This is a messenger RNA of Phacochoerus africanus (Common warthog), 6162 nucleotides long. It is a transcript of the gene IKZF1, whose product is annotated as IKAROS family zinc finger 1. The transcript is spliced from 8 exons. Gene Ontology annotation, molecular function: DNA-binding transcription factor activity; RNA polymerase II cis-regulatory region sequence-specific DNA binding. Lineage: Eukaryota; Metazoa; Chordata; Mammalia; Artiodactyla; Suidae. The record is from RefSeq and is a predicted model, not a curated record. Bases 1089 to 2618 code for a protein of 509 amino acids. Gene Ontology annotation, biological process: regulation of transcription by RNA polymerase II.
GCCUGUGCGUGGAAGGGGAGGUCAGAGAGAGGGCGCCGCCGGUACCCUGGACUCAAAGCCAAGGUGCUGGCCGGCCGCGGGGGAGGCAGAGGGCAGGCCGGCCGGAGGAGAGGCCCGGGUGCUUGUGGGUAUCAGGCUUCCCCUUCUCCUCUCACCUCUCGCUUUCCCAGUGUGACACCCUGGCUAGAGAAACCUCCGAGGGAAAAUUAGGCUUCCUGUUCCGUCUGAGAGCCAGUUGGAAAGCAUGCAGUUGCUGGUGCUACUCCUGGGGAGGAAAAAGGACCCAUUGCUCUGUCUUGGCCUCCAACCAGACACCAGUGAGGGUGCAGGAGAGAGAGAGAGAAAGAGGGAGGAGAGGGGAGGAGGCGGGUGGAGGUAGAAGAGCAGAAAGGACUUGGAGAAGAGCUGGGGGCACAAUUCAGAAUGCUGGUUAAGUGUGGAGACAGAGCUGCUCCCCUGGACCAGGUGGAUUUCAAGUCCCGUUGGAUGUGGCUGUUCCCCUCAGUCACCGGAGACCCGGGGCAUGGCCGCUCCUAGUGGGAGAUGAGGCCCAAAGCCGAUUCCACUGGCCCAUUGGAUGAUGCCCAGGAGGGCAGACCCGCAGCCAGGCUAGUAGAGCCUGGGCAGCUCAGUGGGCAGAGGCGCAGGAAGCCCACCACCCUGCUGGCCCCAACCCCGGGGUCCGGUUGUUACUGAACCCUGCCUCUGGGUCUCGGUCAGUCCAGUCUGCGAUGGAAAGCAGAGCGGAGCCUGCGCUGCGGCCCUGCCUGUGGCUGCUCCCGGGGAACGUGCAGGAGAGGGACUCGGGGUUCCUCGGCCUGGAGACGGACCACCUGCUGCAGGAAGUAGCCCUGGACGUGCUCUCACCGGGGCACAGGGAGGUUCAGCCGUGCUCGCUGCAGCACUGGCGCCCAGGCUGGAAGACACUUCGUCCGUCCCUGCGCCCGUUCACUCAGCUCUUGGCAGUCUGACUCUAGCCGUACAGAAAGACACAUCCAAGGUGCACGAGAAGGUGCAAACCGCAUGUUUCCUGAGGAGGGAAGGAGAGCCCUCCCGUGAGCGACACCGCGGACGAUGGCGAUGAGCCCAUGCCGGUGCCCGAAGACCUGUCCACCACGUCUGGAGGACAGCAGAACUGCAAGGGCGAGAGAGGAGCCGUUGCUUAUGGGGCUGACGGCUUUAGGGAUUUUCAUGCAAUAAUUCCCAGUUCUUUCUCCCCCGGUAAUGUUAAAGUAGAGACUCAGAGUGAUGAAGAGAAUGGGCGUGCCUGUGAAAUGAAUGGGGAAGAGUGUGCGGAGGAUUUGCGGAUGCUCGAUGCCUCCGGAGAGAAAAUGAAUGGCUCCCACAGUGCCCAAGGCAGCAAAGCUUUGUCAGGAGCUGGAGGCAUUCGACUUCCUAACGGCAAACUAAAGUGUGAUGUCUGUGGGAUAAUUUGCAUCGGCCCCAAUGUGCUCAUGGUCCACAAGAGAAGCCACACUGGAGAGCGGCCUUUCCAGUGCAGCCAGUGCGGGGCCUCCUUCACGCAGAAGGGCAACCUGCUCCGGCACAUCAAGCUCCACUCGGGGGAGAAGCCCUUCAAGUGCCACCUCUGCAACUACGCGUGUCGCCGGCGGGACGCCCUCACCGGCCACCUGAGGACGCACUCGGUUGGUAAGCCUCACAAAUGUGGAUAUUGUGGCCGGAGCUAUAAACAGCGCAGCUCUUUAGAGGAACAUAAAGAGCGCUGCCACAACUACUUGCAAAGCAUGGGCCUCCCAGGCACGCUGUACCCAGUCAUUAAAGAAGAAACGAAUCACAGUGAGAUGGCAGAAGACCUGUGCAAGAUGGGGUCAGAGCGAUCCCUCGUGCUGGACAGACUAGCAAGUAACGUCGCCAAACGUAAGAGCUCUAUGCCUCAGAAAUUUGUUGGGGACAAGUGCCUGUCGGACAUGCCCUACGACAGCAGCGCCAGCUACGAGAAGGAGAACGAGAUGAUGCAGACGCACGUGAUGGACCAGGCCAUCAACAAUGCCAUCAGCUACCUGGGCGCCGAGUCCCUGCGCCCCCUGGUGCAGACGCCGCCGGGCAGCUCCGAGGUGGUCCCGGUGCUCAGCCCCCUGUACCAGCUGCACAAGCCCCACGCCGAGGGCCCCGCGCGCGCCAACCCCUCAGCCCAGGACAGCGCCGUGGAGAACCUGCUGCUGCUCUCCAAGGCCAAGUCCGUGUCCUCCGAGCGGGAGGCGUCGCCCAGCAACAGCUGCCAAGACUCGACGGACACCGAGAGCAACGCUGAGGAGCAGCGCGGCGGCCUCAUCUACCUGACCAACCACAUCACCCCCCACGCCCGCAACGGGCUGUCCAUCAAGGAGGAGCACGCGGCCUACGACGUGCUGCGCGCCGCCUCCGAGGGCCCCGCGGACGCCCUGCGCGUGAUCGGCGCGGGCGGGGAGCCGCUGAGGGUGUACAAGUGCGAACACUGCCGCGUGCUCUUCCUGGACCACGUCAUGUACACCAUCCACAUGGGCUGCCACGGCUUCCGCCAUCCCUUCCAGUGCAACAUGUGCGGCUACCACAGCCAGGACCGCUACGAGUUCUCGUCCCACAUCACGCGCGGGGAGCACCGCUUCCACAUGACCUAAGGGCCCCUGCGGCCCGCACGCCCCGUCCCCUCGAGAGGAGCACGCGGGGCCCGCUCCCCCGCCGCCGCCGCCGCCGCUGCCGGGCCCGGACCAGACCGCUGUGCUUCUCUCCCCUUUGCUUUGGAAAACAAAGAGGUUUCAUGGCUUAGCUGCAGGGCUCCCCCCAGAGCCCCAGAAGUGCUCUCUCGCUAGACGUGUUGGUAGCUUGCUAGCUGAAGUCCCCGCCCCUGUGGCUGCCUGUCCUCCGGACAAUGGCCAUUUUCAGAGAGUUUCCUAGAAACAGGCCAGAGCCUAGGAAGAAGGGGGCAGGUUCCUGGGCCCAGCGUGGGAUCCACGCAGCAGGCCGGGUGCCCGCUGCCCAGCCCCUGAGCUGUGGCCGGAGCCACCCUGCCGGGGAGAUGCCCCACAGCAGGGCCGCGGGAACUGCAGCAUCCCGCCGGCCGACAGGCUGUAGUUAGAGGGAAGAUGCUGCAAGUCAGAUCCUGCCGGGGUUAUCCCACUGUUGGGGAAAAGUGACCAGUGACCGUGGAGCAGAGCGAGGGACGGGAGAGCCUUGAGACUCGCCCUCGAAUAUUUCCAAAUUUCCGAGGCGUUGCUCGGCCACGGCCAAGCCUUCCGGGGCCUGAUGUCAAGUGGAACAAAUGCCAUGUCCCCUGGGGGGGUGCCCGGAGAACGCUGUUCUCUGCUCUCUCACCCCCAGACCUUUAAUGGCCCCCAGAGUCUGUCACUACAUCUUUAAUCCCAGUUCUGGAAUUUAGACCUUAAUUCAGAAUUCGAAUGAUAAAAUUCCUCACACCAAACACUCUUCUAAACGCCACACUCGUUUCUUUGGUUACCUUUCCCCUGCCACCAGCUUCAGCCCUGCAACGACAAGCCUGUCCCGCCCAGAAGGCCGGCCCGACACCUCAGUUCAAGUGUGUCUGUAGCCGCAGCCUUGCCAGUUUUCUUGUCAGCCCUCCCUGCCCUCUGUGUCUCAGUCUCACUUUCAGACUCUCCUAAAGGAAGGCCUCAGAGUGACUGCUCUUUCUCAGGUCAAGGAAGCAGAGGCCAGAGGGAGCCCCGCAGGUGCUGCUCGCCCCGGGCACCUCGACUUUCUUUUUUUCUUUUCUUUUUACUUUUUCUGUCUUUUGAGGCCCACACCCUUGGCAUCUGGAAGUUCCCAGGUUAGGGGUCUAAUCGGAGCUGCCACCUACACCACAGCUCACGGCAAUGCCGGAUCCUUUAACCCCCUGAGCGAGGCCAGGGGUCAGACCUGCAUCCCCAUGGAUACUAGUCAGAUUCUUAACCUGCUGAGCCACAACGGGAACUCCCAGGGCACCUCAACUUUCAAACCAUCUGAAACUGUCCCGUGUAAGGGCGAAGGAGCGCUGUCUGGCUUCGUAGGCAGGACGUGUGCCCUCACACCUGUUCAUCUCAGCCUCCUAGAAGGAAGACAGGCCAGGUUCAAGUGUUUAUGGGGUUGGUCUUCACCACCAGUGUGCAGAGGGAGCACAUGAAGAAACGGGGGACCAACUGUGCACAAAGCACCUCUGCAUUUCCUCUCAGUCCAGGGCUCUUGACUUUGGGGGCUGGAUAGUUUGCAGGGGAUUCCCGCCACCCCUGGCGCAUCAUCAGGGUCAGAGUCGCAUCCCUGGUCCCUACCCAGUAGAUGCCGGGCGGACCACCAGUUAACUAAAUAUGUCCUCUGGGGAGCAGAAUUGUCCCUCCUAGAGAACCAAGCUGCUCUAAGUGAGUCCCAGACCAGUCGAGGGUCUGGAAGCCUCCCCAGAGAAAGGCCCUGCAAGAACGUUCCCCGACGGCAGUCUGGAGCCUGACUCAUGUUCCUUUGGAGGCUUUAUCAGUUCUCUAAAUGAGUCACUCCCCUCCUGUCUUCAGAAACGUACCUUCUCAGGCGCCUCUGGGUUUUGUUGAAAGGAGGGCAUCCCAUCCUCUCUGGCUGACCGAACGGCAGGACAUUGAGCCUGGACCUAGACAGAGUUGGGCUAACUUGGGCACUGGGAGAAGGAGCUGGCGCCUGAACAGGUUCCAGGUGAGAGACUUCGGAGAUUUCCAGUCUGCGGGCCAUUUUCAGCUGCCCUCUGCUUUCCCGUCCGUCCCACAGAGUCCACUCGUUGAAAGGAGUUCUUUCUCCCCAUGGCUUCAAACAAAGCUUGGCCCCCCCCACUGUAAAUAGCGCCCGCGGGAGUUGCCGUCUCCAGGGCCUUCCCCUCCCGCCCUCUGCUUUUUAGAGCCGAUCUGUUGAUCUCCGCGGCCUCUGUCGUGGUUUUCUAUUGUAACACCACUUUUCUCUGAAAUAAUUGUAUUUAAUGUCAGGUUUCAUAUCAUGUCAACGAGUAAUUAAAUUAUGUUGGAAAAGUGGUCACUCUGUACCCAAAGCUGUUAGCGUUUUCCUUCUAGCUGGUAAAAGUAGGGUUUUGCAUGACCUUCCGCACAUCUGUUCUGUGGUUUGUUCUCUUGUUUGACGGGGUGAGCAUGUGUCUUGAGGAGUGCUGUCUAGGCUUCACGCACUCUCGUGUUUAAACUAAAUAUACACCAAAGGAGGGGCCCUCGUAGCAGACAGGUCUUGAUCACAAGGAGAAACCCCUGGUUGGCAUUCCUGCCCCCACCCCACCCGGCGUCACCCAGCUUCUCUCCGUGCCCAACGCCUGGACCCCUCCUUACCCAGGUCCUGCUGUACCUCGUACCUUAGAGUGUGGGCUUGUCCCAGUAGAAGAGUCACUAAAGAGAAUCGUAUUGUCACCAAAGGGCUGUCCCAGCAUCCAUCCCUUCAGAAACCAGCACAUUCCACCUGCAAUUCAGAACCAACCACAGAAAGAAAUCUCAGAAUCUUCACGGAGAAAGACUUGUUAGGGAGAUGUGAAUUUGUUUGUUUUGUUUUUGUUUUUGUUUUCUAUUUCGGGGCUUCUUUUCUUGGUUUGCUUUGAUUGCCUUGUGGCUCUUCUAGUGUCCUCUUCUUGCCAAAACCCAAGCGCGAUGGAGUGGACUUCUGGAGACAAGUCACGAUGCAAAUGCAGUUCUCACGCCUGCACACUCUCAGCUCCAGCAAUAACGAAGGGUCACGCCACGUGAAACCCAGAUCUCCCUCCUUCAGCUCAGUGGGGGUUUAUUUUCCUUAUUUUAAAAUGAACCAAAACUAGACGUAUUUAAGGCAUAUAGACAUCAGAAAAAAAAAAAAAAAGCGCAUAUGCUGUUGGUGCAAUAGCAUUCACUGUGAACACGUGAAACCAGAUAUUAACAGGCAGUCUUGCUUCCAGGACUUUCUAAUACACUUUUUUAUGAUGUCGUGUGUGGUGACCAUUCGGGUCCAGUGUGUCUGUAUCUGACGCAGCUUUAGGUGUUUGGCGGCCGUCCUGGCGGAUCCCUGUACAGGGUUGUAAACGGGAACGUGCAGUUCUCUUCCCGCUCUGCCUCUACGACGAUGUUAAAUUAUUUCUGUUUCGCUGUGAACAGGGGGUUGGGUGGCCCCUGCAGAAAAAGAGUAUUCUUUUGUACACAUUUUGAAAUGCUUCUGUAGUGAUAGAAAAAAUAAAUGCAACGAACCCUC